This is a messenger RNA of Heterocephalus glaber (naked mole-rat), 939 nucleotides long. Its product is annotated as olfactory receptor 2L3. The record is from RefSeq and is a predicted model, not a curated record. Gene Ontology annotation, cellular component: membrane. Gene Ontology annotation, molecular function: G protein-coupled receptor activity; olfactory receptor activity. Lineage: Eukaryota; Metazoa; Chordata; Mammalia; Rodentia; Bathyergidae. Gene Ontology annotation, biological process: G protein-coupled receptor signaling pathway.
AUGGAAAAUUACAAUGAGACCUCUACUGACUUCAUCCUCCUGGGCCUGUUACCCCCAUCAAGCCUUGGCCUUUUCCUCUUCACUUUCAUCAUCCCCAUCUUCCUGAUGACCCUGGCUGGCAACCUGUGCAUGGUCCUGCUCAUCCUCCUGGAUGCCCAGCACCACACACCCAUGUACUUCCUGCUCAGUCAGCUCUCCCUCAUGGACCUCAUUUACAUCUGCACCACUGUGCCCAAGAUGGCUUCUGCUUUCCUAUUUGGACAGAAGUCCAUCUCCUUCAUCAGGUGUGAGGUUCAGUGUUUCUUCUUCAUGUCCUUAGCAGGGGCAGAGGCACUGCUCCUGAUGUCUAUGUCCUAUGACCAUUACAUGGCUAUUUGCUUCCCUCUGCACUACCCCAUCCACAUGAACAGAAGAGUGUGUGUGCUGAUGAUCCUGGGAUCCUGGACAAUGGGUGCUAUCAACUCCUUUCCUCAUACAGUCUAUGUCCUCCAUAUUCCUUACUGCAGGUCCAGAUCCAUCAAUCAUUUCUUCUGUGAUAUCCCAGCCAUGCUGACGCUGGCUUGUGGGGACACCCACGUCUAUGAGUACAUUGUGUUCUUCACCACCAUCAGCUUUCUCCUGUUCCCUUUCAUGGUCAUCCUGGGUUCCUACUGGAAAGUGCUCCUCACUGUCUACUGCAUGUGCUCAUGGGAAGGCAGGAAGAAGUCCUAUUCCACUGGCAGUGCCCACCUCACUGUGGUGACUUUGUACAUUGCACGCUUUGCUUACUCUUAUCUCUGCCCAAAGUCCUUCCAGUCUCCAGCAAAGGACAAGGUGGUAGCUGCCUUUUACACCAUCCUCAUCCCAGUGCUCAACCCUGUGAUCUACAGCCUUAGGAACAAGGAGGUUCUGGGGGCCCUGAGAAGAGUGGCUGGGAAGUUCUGCUCUACAACAAUGUAG